Messenger RNA from Protopolystoma xenopodis, 333 nucleotides. The record is from the annotation of a GenBank genome assembly. Lineage: Eukaryota; Metazoa; Platyhelminthes; Monogenea; Polystomatidea; Polystomatidae.
AUGAGCCUGGCUCUGGUUCAGGCUCCCCAUCCCUCAGUCAUGGGCAGGAGGUGGGAGGCUUGCGGUUGCAAACCGAAGAUGCCCAUGCCUAGAGGUUGUCAGGCGAUGACCUGGCAACAAGACCAUUAUUCUAUUAUCGGCACUGACGACACCACUGCCACUCUUUGUCGGAAAAGGAACUUUGAAAUGGGCUUGGAGGUACGCCAUUCUGCCGGCUGGCCAUACAAAGCUGAUGUCUAUACAACUUGUGCUUUCAUCACACUAUCAUCCGAGACUGGACGGACACAAACGGACAUAAACGUACACACACACACACACAAACACGUUCGUUAA